Colletes gigas is the source of this 2202-nucleotide messenger RNA. RefSeq names its product drebrin-like protein (gene Abp1). Gene Ontology annotation, molecular function: actin filament binding. The record is from RefSeq and is a predicted model, not a curated record. The coding region runs from base 285 to 1703 and encodes 472 amino acids. NCBI's taxonomy places the organism in Eukaryota, Metazoa, Arthropoda, Insecta, Hymenoptera, Colletidae. The transcript has 5 exons. Gene Ontology annotation, biological process: neuron projection morphogenesis; positive regulation of axon extension; positive regulation of dendritic spine morphogenesis. Gene Ontology annotation, cellular component: cortical actin cytoskeleton; lamellipodium; postsynaptic density.
UCAUCAAGGUUGGCUUUUCAAUAAAAUUUUGACUAAAUGUGUUUUAGCAUUCGUUAGAUUUCGUAGUUAUUUGUGCAAUUUAAAUAGAAGUUCGUUCAAUUAGUUGUAAAAUGAUUAAAAUGUGUUGCCUGUACAAGAUCACCGUUUUACGGUUGGUAACAGAAGGGCGUUGACAUUUAAUCAAAAAGGCGAAACGGGAAGAUGCGUCUGUGACAUUAAUUCGCUGGUAGCAACUCGAUCGGAUUCGUUGUUACGGUUGAUCUCUUAUGAACUAAUUGAGAAACAUGUCAAUUAAUUUAACGAAAAACAAAGACGCUUUGGUGGCUGCCUGGCACAGCGUAGUCGACGAUAAAUCGUCUACUAACUGGGCUCUGUUUGGAUAUGAAGGACAGACUAACAAUUUAAAGGUUGUUGGAUCAGGGACUGGUGGUUUAGAAGAGUUGAUCGAUCGAUUAAACAGUAGUUAUAUCAUGUAUGCCUUUUGUCGAGUAAUAGAUACUAAAACAAGCUUGCCAAAAUGUCUGUUAAUAAAUUGGCAAGGGGAAGGUGCACCGAUAGUUAGAAAGGGCACUUGUGCAAAUCAUAUUAGAGAUGUAGAAAAAUUACUGAAAGGUGCUCAUAUAACAGUUACUGCUCGCUCUGAGGAUGACGUCGAGGUAGAUUUUAUUAUGGAGAAGCUUGCCAGAGCAACAGCUUCUGCGUAUAAAUUUAAUGAGCCGCGCGGCGAAAACGAAGGUAAUACAGGUCCGGUUGGUACCACAUAUCGCAGAGUAAUUCCGGAGCAAGAAAUAAAUGCAACUGAACGUGAUCAAUUUUGGCAAAAGGAAGAAAUGGAGGAGAAAAAAAGACUAGAACAAGAACGUAUUAAAUGCGCGCAGGAACGUCAACGGCUCGAAGAAGAAAUUAGAGCUCGAGAGGAAAAAGAAGCACUGCUUAGAGAACAACAAGUCACUGCCAAAGAAAAUUCAAUAGCUCGACAAAAAAUGGCAGAACAACGUGCCGAAGAGGCGAACAAUUUUCUUAAUCAAAUGGCGGCAAGACAACAUUACAGUAACGAUGUUUACGAUAGCCAUAAGUCGCGAAGCGAAGAAUUGCGACGGCAAAGAAGUAAAGAAACGCAACAGUUAAUUGCUCAAAGAACGAUAAAUGCACGAGCAGUUUUUGAACAAAACUCCGCCGCCGGUCAAAUGACGUCGUCACAGCAACAAUAUGCUGUGAAAAGUAGUCAGGUGGAAACAGCUAAGAAGCCGCUCGAGGAGAGCGAGCAGAAGGAAAUACCUGAGACUAAAAUAGAGGAGGAAGAGAAAAUUGAAGCGAAUACAACGCAUAACUUGGAUGCAGUGACAAACUCUGUUUCGAUUGCACCCGUGGCUCAAAAUCAACACGUAGAAUCGAAAGCGACCGAGCCACUAGAAGAACCCGAAGAACCGCCAGUGACAAAAGAAGUAGUUACUGAAAAUGAAUUGUACAGCCAAAUGGAUGGUCAGUACUUGUACUUUGACCCAAACAACGAAGGAAUGAAAGCCAGGGCGUUGUACGAUUAUCAAGCAGCCGACGACACAGAAAUUACAUUCGAUCCUGGAGAUAUUAUUACGCACAUAGACGCCAUCGACGAAGGAUGGUGGCAAGGUCUUGGACCUGACGGAACGUAUGGACUUUUCCCCGCUAAUUAUGUUGAAGUUAUCGAGUAUAACACGACAUGAUAAGAAACGUACUUGUAAAAAUAGAAUACUUUUGUUUCUGAUUGAAAGAAAACCGUGCUUGUUUGUUUGCAUACAGAAAGUGAUAUUCAGUAUUUUCAUUGUUAUGGUGACAUCGUAUUUUCUUUUUAAUACAAAACGUACAAUUUUAUGUAUUUAGAUACAACGUAUUCUGAAGAAUAGUACGUAUUCAUAAUGGAAGAACGAAUUACCGUUUUACAGAUGAGUGCACACACAUUAAGAAAUUUAAAUAUUUCUACUAAUUAAUCACGCAGAAAAUAAAUAUUGUUAAUAUUUUAGCGGACAAGAUUUUAAACUUUAAUAGUCUCACAAUGCCAAUACAUACACAAAUGGCGAAGUACGUCUUCCCAUGUUUAACGUCACGAACGAAAAAUAAAUUAGCAGUAAACGAAUAUAUCUUUUUAUAACUUUCUCUGACGAAAAUCGAUGCGAUCAUAGGAAUAGCGUACGUAAUAACUUAGCAAAAUACCCUUUAAAUGCA